Molecule: messenger RNA, 2094 nt
Organism: Bactrocera dorsalis (oriental fruit fly)
Lineage: Eukaryota; Metazoa; Arthropoda; Insecta; Diptera; Tephritidae
Product: cilia- and flagella-associated protein 251-like
Exons: 2
Coding region: 74-1774 (566 amino acids)
Source: RefSeq, a predicted model, not a curated record
CAGUGAGGAUCAGUUAGCGCUUAGCUAAGAGAAAGGCAGUACCAGUGUGAGAAAGAAAAAAAUAGUCGAAGUCAUGUUGAACAAAAGUAUCCGUGUUUUUCUUGCAAAAAAUCUAAACACUGACGGUUAUCAGGCUUAUGUCGCACUUCAUGAUUGUAUUGUGACCGAAGCGCACGAGUAUAUGGCAUUCAAACGUGAAACUGUACAGAUUGGGAAUUCGGUGUAUCAAGGUUUCGAGCUCAAAGCAAGAUCUUUGCGGGAUGCAAAUGGCGCACUGUUUUACUACUGUCCCUGCCGUUGUGGUUUCGUAUAUGAUGCGAAGCUGGUACCAUACCGCCCAGUCGCUGUGGAAUACGUCCCUCGACCGGGGCUAGUGGAGCCACAAGAUUUGGAAUUGAAACAAUAUUUCUUAGAUAUACAACGGCAACAACGUGGACACCAACCUCAUAUGCUACACCAAUUGAUCGAGAAUCCACACCAAUAUAUGUUGCAAUAUCAAAAUUAUAUGAACAAACAUUACAAUAAAUUUCUGCAUCUGACGGCACCGCAGGAUCCCGGACAACCGAGUCACCAUGUUAUUAUCGAUCAAGUAGAGAACCCACAAGUGGUAGUACCAAUUCAAAAUUUAGAAGCACACAAUCAUCAACAACUUGCUGCUGCUGAAGAAGAAGUAAAUGUGGAAAAAGCAGGAGAUGAGGUGGAGGAACAAGAGGUGGAGGUAGAAGACCAAGAGCAUAUUGUGGUUGAUAAUGAUGAAGGAAAAGAGAAGGAGGAAGAACAGCGAGAAGUUGUUGCUGAUGCAGAAGAAGAUGAAGAGGAGGAGGAGGAGGAUUUUGAAUAUGAAGAAAAUGAGGAGGAAGAAGAAAGAGAGGUAGAAGGAGAACAGGGAAAUAUGUUGCCACCACCAUUAGAAGAACAGCAGCUUGCCGUUGCGAAUGAAGAAGAUGAAGAGGAAGAAGAAGAUGAAGAGGUAGAAGAAGAUGAAGAGGUAGAAGAAGAUGAAGAGGUAGAAGAAGAUGAAGAACUAGAAGAAGAUGAAGAGCUAGAAGAAUUUGAAUAUGAAGAAGAACGAGAGGUAGAAGAAGAUGAAGAACUAGAAGAAGAUGAAGAGCUAGAAGAAUUUGAAUAUGAAGAAAAUGAGGAAGACGACGACGAGGAAGAAGACCGGAAUGAAGAAGAGCAACAGGGAAAUAUGUUGCCACCACCAUUAGAAGAACAGCAGCGCCCUGUUGCGAAUGAGGAAGACGACGACGAGGAAGAAGACCGGAAUGAAGAAGAGCAACAGGGAAAUAUGUUGCCACCACCAUUAGAAGAACAGCAGCGCCCUGUUGCGAAUGAAGAAGACGAAGAGCUAGAAGAAGAUGAAGAGCUAGAAGGAGAUGAAGAGCCAGAAGGGGAAGAAGCACUGCAGCAUAAUGCGGGUGUUAACGAAGAAGAAGAACAAGAAGGUAUGGAGAUUUCUGAUGCUGAAGAAGAACAAGAAGAGUUAGAAGAUCAUGAGCAAAUGGAGAUUUCCGAUGAUGACGAAGCAGAAUAUGGAGAAUGGCCAGAAACAUUACAAGAUAUGGUACAUGUGGCGAAACCAAUACAAUGUUACGCUAUUUCUUCGACAAGUUCGGAUGACUCAGAAGAGGACGACGGUUUUCCAUCUGCCGUCAAUGAAUGGGACGUUAUUCAAAGCCAGAAAAUAAGUAGUACAGUCAAAGUGGAAGGUGGCAUAUAUAACGAUGAAAAUGACUGGAGCACAGACAGCGCCGAUGAAGAUUACUACUGAUCAAUAUUAUAUAGUGUUGAUCAACAUAUAAGGGGAACAUUGGGCGUUAAGCUGCAGGGUUAUCAAUUAAAGUGACACGGGCUUUAUCCUUAGCCAAUGGAUUACAUUAUAGUAAUUUGUGGCAGGGUUAGCCUUCGAAAAUGGAUUUAAAGUCCUCGAAAGUUGUUAGGUGGCAAAGUGCAAGCCACUUCAUUUCAGCCGAGCACAGAAUGGCGGCAGAAGACUUGCUAUAGAAGUCUAAUAUUUCGUAUUGUCUAGUUGUACUUAUUCAUUUAUGUUUGUAUGUGAAAUAUAAUAUAUACUUUUUGUAGAUUUGUAUA